Molecule: messenger RNA, 297 nt
Organism: Dibothriocephalus latus
Lineage: Eukaryota; Metazoa; Platyhelminthes; Cestoda; Diphyllobothriidea; Diphyllobothriidae
Source: the annotation of a GenBank genome assembly
AUGUACCGGACAGCACGCAACGAGCCCAUCGCGGCUGCUGAGAGUUCCAGUUUUCAGUCGUGCGACCUGGACCUCGAAUCAGACCGCGCCACGCGUGGCUUGGUGAACAUGGGUAACACCUGCUUCUUGAAUGUAGUCGUGCAGGCGCUAACGCACACGCCUCUCCUGCGCGACUUCCUGUUGGCUGAUCUUCAUCGCUGCGAAAACCCCAUGCGUUCGCGGAACUGCCUGGCCUGUGAGAUGAUCCGAAUCACUCAGGAGGUGAGCCAUGUUCUGGGAGAUUUCGCUAACCCAUAG